This is a messenger RNA of Porites evermanni, 1232 nucleotides long. The record is from the annotation of a GenBank genome assembly. NCBI's taxonomy places the organism in Eukaryota, Metazoa, Cnidaria, Anthozoa, Scleractinia, Poritidae.
AUGUUUGGCGUGAGAGGAAAAGUAAAAGCCUGCAAUUUUGUGCAUAAUGAUGAAAUCUGGUGAGUUAUUUCUUAACCUGUCUUGCUUACUGUUAACAUUAUUUAAAUAAACCAUAUUAUAGUAUUUGUUUGUUUGGCUAUUAAGUUAUAUACUGAAAAGUCCACGCGAAGCCAGCUCAAACUUGCGGAGCAGCUUAUAUACAGCUCAAAAUCAAGUUCCCCACCGGUUAAAUCACAAUUCUCUAUUCUUACUGGCUGUACUUAUCUUGUUUAUUGGUUAUAAGAGGCCAAAUAAGGACCCAGCAAAAGAGACAAAGGGAGAAGAGGAAAAGAAAAAAAAAACGGAGAUGAUAGAAGGCGAAAAAUUAAGCUUGCCGUCUAGAAAUUUUGCAUAACUUCCCUGGACUAAAUUGGUUUUGAUUUAUAUAGGAAAGACCACGUGAAUAGAGAACUACUGUCACAACGGCGUUGGCCCGACAAGUGGGGAUUUCUGGCCAGUGAAUACCGGAAGGUAAGCCGCGAACAAAGCAGUGUUGUGUAAGUUCUGUAGCCUGCGAGUUUAGACGGUUUAGUUUUGUCUGCGGCGCAGGAUAAAUAAUAGACUUGCUAAGGCGUAGGACUUUUUUGACAGUCUAGAUAAAUAAUAUUCUUGAAACCAAUAUGGGGCCAACCUUAUAAUGUUUUUGUGUCAGGAAAAUUUAAUUUUAUUAAUUCCGGUUGUUUGGGCGAUUUACUCCCCCAUACAAAGCACUAGUCAAAUUAGAAUGCAAGGCAAAGUAAAGUUUUUUAAAAUGCUCCCUUACCGACAAACUUUAGCUUGGUGUAAAGGCCCUAAUCAUGUAAGUAAGGUAGGCACAAGUUGUUCAUACUUCAUACAGCUCCCACACCUCUUCAAACACCUACAACUUUUCAGUCCUUAUGAAUCAAGUCCUGAUGUUAAAUACCCAAUGCCCUUGCAACUUGUAGUUACAACAACAAACACUAAGGAUUGGUCAAGAGGGGCUUGAAUUACAACAAGAGAAAAACAUUGAUAGAGAACCGACUAAAGACAGCGAGGAAAAAGGCAAAACAACGAAAAGAGUAACAAGAGAUGAAAAAGUGGCAUUUCCAGAAACUACAUCACAGAUGAUCGGAUGGAAACCUAAAAUUCUGCAGCGAAACGAGGUUGAGAGACACGCACGUGGCAAGCAGGACAUAGUGAAGCUAUUUAAAUGGCCUCGCGAGGGCGUGUAA